Molecule: messenger RNA, 3581 nt
Organism: Tachysurus vachellii
Lineage: Eukaryota; Metazoa; Chordata; Actinopteri; Siluriformes; Bagridae
Gene: hgs
Product: hepatocyte growth factor-regulated tyrosine kinase substrate
Exons: 21
Coding region: 94-2442 (782 amino acids)
Molecular function (GO): ubiquitin binding; metal ion binding; phosphatidylinositol binding
Source: RefSeq, a predicted model, not a curated record
GUUUUUCAUCCACACACGUGACGUGUAAAGAAAGGUUCGGUUGAAGAGAAUAUAGAAGCGUCAAGUCAUCAAGUGUUCGAUAAGAACUUAACCAUGGGAAAAGGCGGCGGUACAUUUGAAAGGCUGUUGGACAAAGCUACCAGUCAGCUGUUGCUGGAGACAGACUGGGAAUCCAUCCUGCAGAUCUGCGACCUCAUCCGCCAGGGAGACACGCAGGCUAAAUAUGCAAUCGCGGCCAUCAAGAAGAAGCUCAACGACAAAAAUCCGCACGUGGCAAUCUAUGGCCUAGAGGUUCUGGAGUCGGUGGUGAAGAACUGUGGCCAGACGAUCCAUGAUGAAGUGGCGAGUAAGCAGACAAUGGAGGAACUCAAGGAGCUGUUUAAGAAACAAACCGAGCCGAACGUCAGAAAUAAGAUCCUGUACCUGAUCCAGGCCUGGUCGCACGCCUUCCGCAACGAGCCCAAGUACAAAGUGGUUCAAGACACUUACCAAAUCAUGAAGGUGGAAGGUCAUGUUUUCCCGGAGUUUAAAGAGAGCGACGCCAUGUUUGCCGCAGAGAGGGCUCCUGAUUGGGUGGAUGCCGAGGAAUGCCACAGGUGCAGAGUUCAAUUUGGUGUGAUGACCCGAAAGCACCACUGCAGGGCAUGUGGGCAGAUCUUCUGUGGCAAAUGCUCCUCCAAAUACUCCACUAUCCCCAAGUUCGGCAUCGAGAAAGAGGUGCGAGUGUGUGAGCCUUGCUUCGAGCAACUUAACAACAGCCACCCCUCCCUCUCUCCUCCUUCCAGGAAAGCCGAAGGGAAGAGCGUCAGCAGCAGCAGCAGUAGCAGCGGCCAGACCGAGCUGCCCCCCGAGUACCUGACCAGCCCUCUGGCCCAGCAGUCUCAGGUAGGUGCUGUGGCUACGGAGGAUUGUGAUCUGGUUGAUCAGAUGCCUCCCAAGAGAGACGAGGCAGCGCUGCAAGAGGAAGAGGAGCUGCAGCUGGCCAUCGCUCUGUCUCAGAGUGAAGCUGAGGAGAAGGAGAGAGUGAGGCAGAAGAGCUCGUACCCCGUGUACCCCAAAGCCGAUCCGACUCCGGUGACCUCCUCCGCUCCACCCGUCAGCACUCUUUACACCUCUCCUGUGAACUCGUCUGCUCCUUCAGCUGAAGAAGUUGACCCUGAGCUGGCUCGUUAUCUGAAUAGGACUUACUGGGAGAAAAAGCAGGAAGAGGUCCGCAAGAGUCCCACCCCUUCUGCUCCUGCUCCUGUGCCAUUGGCUGAACCGAUGCCAAUCAGCCAGCCAGUGGAAAGCCACCCCCCUGUUCAGCCCAUCAACAUAGUAGAGCAGCAAUACCAGAACGGAGAAUCGGAGGAGAACCACGAGCAGUUCCUCAAAGCUCUGCAGAACGCCGUCACUACCUUCUUGAACCGGGUGAAAAGCAACCACAUGCGUGGUCGCAGUAUCACCAACGACAGCGCCGUGCUCUCCCUCUUCCAGUCCAUCAACAACAUGCACCCACAGCUGCUGGAGCUCCUCAACCAGCUUGACGAGAAGAGACUGUACUACGAGGGGCUACAGGAUAAGCUGGCGCAGGUUCGGGAUGCACGGGCUGCUCUGAACGCUCUGAGAGACGAACACCGCGAGAAACUGCGCCAUGCCGCCGAGGAGGCCGAAAGACAGCGGCAGAUCCAGCUCGCCCAGAAACUAGAGAUCAUGAGGCAGAAGAAACAAGAAUAUCUGGAGAUGCAGCGACAGCUGGCUAUUCAGCGUCUGCAGGAGCAGGAGAAGGAGCGACAGAUGCGUCUGGAGCAGCAGAAACACACCAUCCAGAUGCGUGCUCAGAUGCCUGCCUUUUCCCUGCCCUACGCCCAGAUGCAGUCACUGCCGCCUAACGUGGCAGGAGGGGUGGUGUAUCAACCUGCUGGCCCCCCCAGUUACCCCGGCACCUUCAGCCCGGCUGGAUCAGUGGAGGGCUCUCCUAUGCACGGGGUCUACAUGAACCAACCCGGGCAGCCCGGGGGCGGACCCUACCAGGCCAUGCCAGUGUCAGCUACAGAUCCCAACAUGGUGAACGCGUACAUGUAUCAGACAGCAGGUAGCGGUGGGCAACCCGCUGCCCCUGGUCAGGCUCCGCCUCUUAAUACCAGUCCUCCAUACACUAACUACCAGCCCACACCGACACAGGGCUACCAGCAAAAUGUGCCGUCUCAAGCUCAGAGUUUGCCCCCGAUGUCCCAAGCUGCCCCGACCAACGGCAUGGCCUACAUGGGCUACCAGCCGUACAACAUGCAGAACAUGAUCUCCGCACAUCCUGGACAGGACCCCAACAUGCCUGCUCAGCAGCAGUACAUACCUGGCCAACAACCCAUGUACCAACAGAUGGCGCCCCCUGGUGGUCCUCAGCAGCAGCCCCAGCAGCCCCCUGCAGGCAGUGCAGAGGCUCAACUCAUCUCCUUUGACUAAACCUCCAUACUCUUGCCUGAUCCUUUACACUACAGUCAGAGCUCUGCUCUUUUCUCUCCUGUGUCCCUGCCCCACCCUCCACACACACACACACACACACACACACACACACACACACAGAGUAAGUCAGUCCACUUGCAAUUUUUCCGUGACCAUCUAUUAAUGAAAAUAUGAAUCUCUCUCUCUCUCACUGCUUUAUUCAGAGAGGAGGCUAGAAAUGGUUCUGCGAAACCUCUCCAAAUGUAUGUAGUGUUUCCUUAUGAAACGCCUCUUAACUGGUCAUCUGUAUCCUUGAAUAUCGACAGAACAUGUAUCAAAGAAACAGCGAAUAAGACGUGACCAUCUCGUAUUUUUAUAAAGUCGAUCUGCAUGUGUUCAGUCGUCCGUCCGUGAUGAAGGUGUUUUCAUUUUAUUCAAGAAGCUUUACAAAGCAGGAUCAAAUCCAAGAACUGCAGCUUAUCUUAGAUCGGAUUUCUCACUCCGUCAUCGAUACGAUGUCCGAGCGCCGCCUCUCGCUCGUACGCUGACACGCAUCCCAACAUUCCAGAGCAGUGCUCACAACCAUCAUCAGAAUCAAAGUUUGAAAAGAUAUUAUUGGGUUUUUUUUUCCUCUCUGCAUUUAGAAUCAUCACUGAAUCCUAGCUAAUAACCGUCGCAGUCUCCGCUUUCGUAUAUUAGAUUAUAUCGAUGGGACGGUGCUGUAUAGGGUUGUUUUUUUUUUUUUGUUUUUUUUUUGUUUUUUUUUUUUCCUUUUGCAUUUCAUGCCGAUUUGUACAAAAUCAACUCGUGUGUGUUUUAAAAAGUAAAUAAAUAAACAAUUAAAGUUUUACUAGAUUUAACAUCUCGAGUCUAGGACACGACGACGAGUUGACAAUAAAAGAAAAUGUGAACGCCAGGACGUCCCGGAGAUGAAGGAAAUCCUGCGCUUUCUCAUCGGGUUCUACAGAUCAUUGCGAUUCAGUCGAAGGAUCUAUCGAAGUCGCUUGUACUGCAUGUCGUUACGUCCAUCGAGCAGUGAGCAGUUCUGUAACCCUUUAAUGACGUCUGUGGAAAGCUUCCUUCCAUCCUACUGAUCUGUAUGACUCCAGGAAAGAGUUUAAAGAUUAUAUUUAAUAAAUAUCUCAUUCUUUUAUCGUGCA